AUGGCUCCAGUUAUUCAAAAACCAGCUCCAUCAUUCAAGAAGACCGCCGUUGUUGACGGUGUCUUUGAAGAGGUUUCCUUGGAACAAUACAAGGGCAAAUGGGUCCUCUUGGCUUUUUUCCCAUUGGCCUGGACUUUUGUCUGCCCAACUGAAAUUAUUGCCUACUCUGAGGCAUUCAAGAAGUUUGCCGACAAGGAUGCAGUUGUUUUGUUUGCAUCUACCGACUCUGAGUACACUUUGUUGUCAUGGACCAAUGCUGCCAGAAAAGAUGGUGGUUUGGGACAAUUGAACAUUCCAUUGAUUGCAGACACCAAUCACUCUUUGUCCAAGGACUAUGGCGUCUUGAUUCCAGAAGAAGGUGUUGCCUUGAGAGGUAUCUUUUUGAUUGACCCAAAGGGUGUCUUGAGACAAAUCACCAUCAACGACUUGCCAGUUGGUAGAUCUGUUGAAGAGUCUUUGAGAUUGUUGGAGGCUUUCCAAUUUACCGAGAAAUAUGGUGAAGUUUGCCCAGCCAACUGGCAACCAGGCUCAGAAACCAUUAAGGCUACACCAAAUGACUCUAAAGAGUACUUCUCGAAGGUCAACAAAUAA
Messenger RNA from Lodderomyces elongisporus, 591 nucleotides. It is a transcript of the gene TSA1, whose product is annotated as thioredoxin peroxidase. Gene Ontology annotation, cellular component: cytosol. Gene Ontology annotation, molecular function: thioredoxin peroxidase activity. The record is from RefSeq and is a predicted model, not a curated record. NCBI's taxonomy places the organism in Eukaryota, Fungi, Ascomycota, Pichiomycetes, Serinales, Debaryomycetaceae. The coding region runs from base 1 to 591 and encodes 196 amino acids. The transcript has a single exon. Gene Ontology annotation, biological process: hydrogen peroxide catabolic process; cell redox homeostasis; cellular response to stress.